UCUUCACUCCAUCACAUAAAGCGCGCGCCUGAACAUCACACACAUCACACACAGUCCGGCGAUGUUUUUGCGCCACUGCGUGAUUUUUGGACUAUAACACUAAAGUUUGGCUUCUGGGGCACUGGUUCCCGUCCUCUUCUUCAAAGCUAUUUUGAUGUUACCGACAGAAAUCUCAGGAGGAGUGUGUUUCAGCGCUAGUCAGCACUCCAAAGAAGGAAGAAACGGAAUGAAAACAGAAGAAAACCAAUCAUGUCUUCAGCAGGCCCCCUCCACCACACCUUACGAGCAUGUGGGAGCAGGUGAGGUGUGUGCAGGGUGCGAGUCUCCCAUCGCGGACCGCUUCCUCCUGCGCGUCAAUGAACUGUCCUGGCAUGAGACGUGUGUCAAGUGUGCAGUGUGUCGCAGCGCGCUGAGCGGGACCUGCUACUGUCGGGAUCGCUUGCUGUACUGCAAGCAUGAUUACGAGAAGAUGUUUGUGCGGAAGUGCAGUGCCUGUCUGCAGGCGAUCGGCCGCUCGGAGCUCAUCAUGCGUGUGCUGGGACAGGUGUACCACCUGGGCUGCUUCAGCUGCUGCGAGUGUGAGCGCCGGCUGCAGAGAGGUGAUGAGUUUGUGCUAAAGGAGGGACAGCUGCUCUGCCGGGGAGACUAUGAGAAAGAGAGAGAGAUGCUGGCUGCCAUCAGCCCGGCCCCUACCGAGUCAGUAAAGAGUGAGGAUGAGGAUGGUGGUGGUGUCUCUGUUGGUGGGAAGGCUGGGGAUGAUGGGAAGGAGCACAAGAGAUCCAAGAGACCACGUACCAUCCUGACCACACAACAGCGGCGCGCCUUCAAGGCUUCCUUUGAGGUGUCUUCCAAACCCUGCCGAAAGGUCAGAGAAACUCUUGCAGCUGAGACUGGACUGACGGUGAGAGUCGUGCAGGUGUGGUUCCAAAACCAGAGAGCAAAGAUAAAGAAGAUCGCUCGCAGACAACAGCAGCAGCAGCAGCAGCAGCAAGAACAGGAGCAGAUGGGCGGGACCAGGAGGGGUCCAAGCAGGGGGGGGCGCCAGAGUAACGAUGACAGCGAGGAUGGCUCCAGCAGUCAUGGACUGGACGGACUGCUCUCAUAUUCCUCUCUGCCACGCCAACAACUGCUGGCUUUGGAUCCCAACAUAUACGGUAGUGAGCAGUUCCGACACGGGCUCACGCCACCACAGCUAGGCCCCGAGCAGAUGCACUCCUAUGGUGAGGAUAUCUCACUGCACCAACUUCAGCAUUGGUUAUUUUUUGCAGUUAACCGAAAUGUUUGUUUGCAUUUGAAAACUGACUUCAUUUCAGACUCGGUUUUCCAUGACUUGGACAGCGAUGGAAGCCUCAGUCAUCUCGGAGACUGUCUCUUGUCGACUGCUGACGGUGGAGUUCUGGCAGGACGGAUAGGAAACCCCAUUGAUCGCCUCUACUCCAUGCAAAACUCCUACUUUACCUCAUGACCCUGGUUCCAAGUGCUCCUCCACCGCUGCAGGGGGCCACACAGAGAUUGAGUCUCACUGCAGGCGUCUUUCAUCAUCAAAACUAAUUGAAUCCCUCAAUCGUAUCUUAGUCGUGCCAGUAAAGCCCUAACCUACCAAACCAAGACAGGAUCACACCCUGAAAAUUCUAUUUAACACUUGCAAAAAAGGCGGGUGUUAACAAGUAGCUAAAUGGGACAACUGGGUCCAAAUAGUUGCUUUAAUAACCUCAUUGAGUUAAUCGCCAACUCAAACUUUUAGGGAAUUUUUUUUUUUUUUCAUAAAAAGUGUGUUCAUUUGUGAAGAUUAUCAUUAUGAACAACGUGUAUGAUUCAUAAACUUUUGUUGAUCACGAAGCUUAUUUUCUGCAAUUAAGAAAAUGGUAUUGUUUUUUUUUAAGGAACCAGGGUGAUGCAAACUUCUGGAUUUCCCUGCAAAUCAUCACUGCAGCUCUGGGACAGAGGUUCUGUCCACUGUGGUUGUGAACACCACUACAAAUGGCUGUCCCCUCAGAUAGAAGGAUAAAUGGGUGAUUUCAUACACAGCCCAAGUCAGUUUCACAAGUCAUAUCACUCUCUCCUUUGCCUUGCCAUCUUUAUGUCUGUCUUUGAAUAGGAAUCAGCUUUUGUUUAAACCUAACAUGAAAACCAAAAGAUUCUAGCAUGGUGCGAAAAGUCAAAUGUACAUUAAUAUUUAUUGUAAAGAAACAAAGUUUAUUAAAGGUGCACUCAGUUUUUGUAUGUUGAGCUGACCAAUAUAGCAGAUGCUUUGGACUUACGCUGACACCUACUGGUGUGGAUGUAGCAUCACUCAAACACAAAAGCAAGGUUGUUAUAGUAAAUUAAAACUAAAGCAUAAAAAAAAGGUUUUCAUUACUUUAAAUAAAUACAUGUUUAUUGGAUUUUAUUUUAAUGUUUUUUAUCCUCCAUGUAGUUGCCAAGCCAACAUUUCUCAUUUUCAUUUAGUUUAACUUGAUGUACUAAAAUAGCUAAAACAAAUUAAAGUUAAUUAUAUAGACAUAAACUAAUAAAAAUGGGGGGGGGGGGGGCGCACACAACUAAAUUACUACAACUUUAACUAAAAUGAAAGAUACAAAUUUUAAAAUAGCUUUUAUGAGUCUUUAUUUCAUGUUGAUGUAUAUUAGUACAUAAUAUUUUUCGAAAGCACUAUUGUUUUUUUCUUAUGUGUAAAUCUUUAAAUUAGGAAAAAAAAAAACACACGAGUGCACCUUUAACACAAAUUAAACUUAAUUUUUUCUUUUCACAAAUCAAGAAUAAUAACAGCUAGUGCAGUAUUUCCUUUGAAUACAUUUAAUUUGGUAGGUUUUUAACUAUUGUCAGUUUCUCAGACAGGGUCUUAGUGUUUUUUGUCUUCAAGCCGCCUUAACUGUGCUUUACGCAAUUUAAGAGACAAAAUAUUCAACAGAAAAUAAGACGACAAAAUAAUGAAACUUCAAAGCUGAAGUAGAUCCCUCAAAGAAAAUAUUAGUGAGGGAGUCUUGGCAGGGUUCAAGGAGCGAAGGAGUCACACAUACCACAGUGGCUCAGUCAACACUACCAAAACUCACAGACUAUUAAAUCCAAGCUAGAUUCGACAAGUAUGGAAAUUAUAAUGCCAUUUAAUAUUUCAUAACAACAUUUUUUUAUUCUUAUUUCAGGUUUUGGACACAGGGUAUAUUUCCUCUGAUAAAAAGUGAGACUAUUUUUCUGCAGCAGCAUUGCUCCGCAUUGACUGAAGGUUUUAGAUGAUUAGGGGGUAAAAUGUAGCAAUGCGCUCUAAUCUCCAAACUGAGACGACUCUAUGAUGAGGAAAUAAUCAGGGUUGUUGCUGUUACAGGGUUAGUUAGCCUUUCAGUUACAGGGUUGAUAAAAAAUAUGACAUCUAUCGCUUUAGUACUGACAAGAAAAAUAGCACAAAUUAUUAAAAAUCCCCCCCUUAAAUGUUACAGGACGUGUACACUUGGCAACAUGUUGCUAAUUGUGCUUUAUUGUAAUAUACUGAAUGUGUUGGUCACAUGACUAUUGUUGUAAUUAGCAUUAUCGUUACACGUGUAGUUAUUUACUUCACUUCUUUUAACUUAUGUUCUUGUUGACUAUUUUUAACAGCAACAAUAGCAUUGGAAUAUUUAUGUUGCAGCAUGAGACACUGUAUAUGUGAAAUGUAUUAUUUAUAUUGAAGAACAUACAGCAGACUUGCAUCAACACCACCUGCUGAUGAAAACCUUCAGAAUCCUGACAAACUGAAAUAGAAGUAGUUUUUAGUACACUGGACAUGAGUUGCUGGUAAAUCAAGUGUGCAGCUGACGGCUCACAUAUUCAUGAAGCGUUUCGUGAUACUGGUCUGUUUCAUUUAGUGUGGUGUAAUAUUUCUUUAAAGGACUGUGGUGAUGACAGCUGUUGAAGGGGAGAUGAAUGGGACGUCUUUCUGUUUCCUUUAGUGUGAUCACUUCCAGUGAAUGUGUUUUUGGUGUAAUGUGUUCUUGGUUUUCAAAUAUAACUUGUCAUUUCAAACA
Carassius carassius (crucian carp) is the source of this 3995-nucleotide messenger RNA. Its product is annotated as LIM homeobox transcription factor 1-alpha-like. The transcript is spliced from 8 exons. Gene Ontology annotation, biological process: regulation of transcription by RNA polymerase II; neuron differentiation. The coding region runs from base 155 to 1465 and encodes 436 amino acids. Lineage: Eukaryota; Metazoa; Chordata; Actinopteri; Cypriniformes; Cyprinidae. Gene Ontology annotation, cellular component: nucleus. Gene Ontology annotation, molecular function: DNA-binding transcription factor activity, RNA polymerase II-specific; RNA polymerase II transcription regulatory region sequence-specific DNA binding. The record is from RefSeq and is a predicted model, not a curated record.